Malaya genurostris is the source of this 1971-nucleotide messenger RNA. RefSeq lists its product as uncharacterized. The coding region runs from base 291 to 1961 and encodes 556 amino acids. The transcript has 3 exons. Lineage: Eukaryota; Metazoa; Arthropoda; Insecta; Diptera; Culicidae. The record is from RefSeq and is a predicted model, not a curated record.
GUAAAGUUGCUGAUAGUGACACCAGCAGGUGCCCCAACAGUAUUCUUCGAACGUUUUGUCUGGGCGGGAAGCAACGGUGGUUGAGAUUCACCAGAUAGUUUGGAAUUUCAGAGAGUAGAAAAUAUUUCACACCUCCAACAAUCAAUGAAUCAGUUUGUAUGGUGCAUUCAAUGAUGAACAACACGUGUUAGUUAAUUAGUUAAACAAAUUGUGUAGUGAUCUGUAAGCGACCGCGAUCUUCGAAAAAGACAUGCAAAAUUCAUCGCACCGUAUUUCGAUAGCAAGAGCCCAUGGAAGCCUUCAUCAACGAAAUGGUUGAGCCCCGAGUAUUGGACCUAAUAGUGCUGAUUCUUCCAAAAUGGAAACUGCUGAUUUACAUCUUUCUAAUGAACGUCAUCAUCUUCUCCCCAAUCUACUUCUUCAGUGUGAUCCUGAUCAAUGGCGGGGAACUGCAACUGAUCUGCCCAUCGGUGAUACUUUUCGGGUUCAAUCUCAUUCAUCGAGCGCUGUUCGUCCGAUAUAAUUUCAACAAUACUCGUUCGAUACUACUGGGGGUCAUCAUCUUGAGCACGGGAAUCUCAACCAGUGGCGUGGUCGCCAUUUACAACGAAGAUGGAGGUAGCUAUCUUCCAGUAGUAUUGCUGUAUGGCUUGGUUGGUGGUUACGGUUACCAUCUAGUUUUCUCCAAAAUGUGGAAGGUUCUGGCGAAAAUUUUCAACGCGAAGAAAGAAAUGUUCGUCAUUAAGUUUCUUCACUCGUUCGGCCAAUCAAUUGCUCCGUUGUUUCUGUUGACAACUUUCUAUUGUCCAUGGAAUGAUUACAUCUACGGAUCUUUGUUAGUUCUAUUUGGAGGGAUCUUGCUGAAUUUGAUUCCCAUCACGAUAUUGAUCGCGAACGAAAAAAAUUUCAUGAAACAAGAUCAAGAUUCUUUCAUCAAAAUCACAGAGAAAGGAAACGAAUCGUUCUACAAUGAUGUGGCGAGAAACUACACGGAUGCUGAGCUCAAUACGUCACAAUCCAGUGACAGGGAAUCCGAGCCAUUGUCCAUCAUGAGUUGGAAGAAUCCAGCUAACUACAGUAUGGAAGAUAGCUUACCGGAUCCACCGGUAGACUUGGAAAGCGACUAUGAUGAGGAUUUGAUCAACCGAGACGGCAAGUACUUCAACUCGGAAGGAGUAGAAAUAUUAGAUAUAAUUAUCGAAGAAGACGAGGAAAACCUAGAGUGUAAUGAAGUAGCACCAGAAAUCACUUCCGGUGAAAAACGCAACGAUAAAAAUCAAUGGGUCCUAUUUAGUAAUUUGUUCAAGUCCGUAAGGAACCUUUACCGUAACAUUUAUCUCCGGCAACAUUUCAAUACGAGAAUUGUCAAGUCUGUACGUUUCGCAUUAUUCGAGUUCAAAUUCUACAGCUGUAUGCUACUGAAAUCCACCGAUCUAUGUGUUUUCGUUUUAUUUCUAACACUAUUACCGAGGUUCGUGUCUUACCAUUACUAUUACCGAGGAAAGUCUCGACAGUUACUGCUGAUGUCGUUUGUCAUUAUUUCAUCAGCUUGGGCAAUGGGUUCGCUGCUGCUUCUGUGGUGUGAAAUAAAGUUUCGCAAACAGCAGGAUAAACUGCUUAUUUUCAGUAUUCUUUUCAAAACAUUUGGUUACUUCUGUGUCUAUUCGACUCGAUCUUGUUUUUGGACCGUGUUCGGGUGUUUUCUCAUAGGCAUUGGUCAUGCCAUAACCUCCGCCUACCAAGAUUUGGUUAUUAAACGCAAGUUCACGUCACGUCAAUGGAGCCUGAUCAAGGGCGCUCUGUGUCUGACGAGUGGACUGCUUGUAAUUAUGAUAGGUAGUUUAACCAAUGUAGCUUAUGUAUACUGUAGGGUGGAAAACGUUUUGCUGUGUGUAUUGUUGAUCAACUGUUUCAGCGGUAGUAUUUGGGUAGUAUGUAAUUUUAACAUUAUAUUUCGCUAAACAUGUCGAA